GCUGGUUUGAGUGAAAGUAAAAGUCUGUUUUGCAGUGAACAGACUGUAAAAGUCUUCAGGAGAAAAACGCAGAGACAUAACCUCCAAAAUGAGUGUUUCUGGGGAACGGGACACAAAGAAAGAUGAGAGAAUGAUGGAGGGAAAGAGAUCAGACUCACCAGAACCCAGCUGUGUGUCCAUGAAGAGUGACCAGUCAAUGGAAGCCCCUCUUGUUUUCAGAGACAGAGAGAGUCCUGCUGAUCUGAGACCACUAAAUUACAAAUCAAACAUCAGCAGAAAUCAGCUGGAGUCCAUAUUCAAGGAGCUGGAACACAAAUUCAUCACUGUGAUCCAGAAGGAGCUGAAGAGGUUUAGAAAGCUCCUGAGUCCAGAUUCCCCAGCAUGCUCUGAGAGAGAGGUGGAGGAGGAGGAUCAGAGCAGUGUCAGAGAGGGAGUGCUGAAGAUCACACUGCACUUCCUGAAGAACAUGAACCACACAGAUCUCGCUCACACACUGCACAACAAACUCGUCUCUGUGUAUCAGCAAAAGCUGAAAUCCAAAUUGAGAGAGAAGUUUAAAAUAAUUAAUGAAGGAAUCUCACAGCAUGGAAGCUCAGCACUUCUGGAUGAGAUCUACACAGAGCUCUACAUCACAGAGGGUUGGAAUGGAGAAGUCAAUAAAGAACAUGAGGUGAGACAGAUUGAGGCAGCGUUCAGGAGACUAGCUAUACAGGAGACACCCAUCAAAUGUAAUGAUCUCUUUAAAGACACGUCCAUCAGAAGUGUGCUGACUAAAGGAGUUGCUGGAAUUGGAAAAACAGUCUCUGUGCAGAAGUUCAUUCUGGACUGGACGGAAGGAAAAGCAAAUCAGGACAUCAUGUUCAUGUUCCCACUUCCCUUUAGAGAGCUGAAUCUAAUGAAGCAGAAAAAUCUCAGUCUGAUGAAUCUUCUUCAUCACUUUUUCCCAGAAAUGAAAGAAUUACAAUUAAUAGACUGUGAUAUGAAUAAAGUCCUGUUGAUCUUUGAUGGUCUGGAUGAGUGUCGACUUCCUCUAAAUUUCCAGAACAAUGAGAGAUUGUGUGAUGUUACAGAGUCAGCCUCAGUGGAUGUGCUGCUGACAAACCUCAUCAAGGGGAAUCUGCUUCCCUCUGCUCUCCUCUGGAUAACCUCUCAACCAGGAGCAGCCAAUCAGAUCCCUCCUGAGUGUGUAGACCAGGUAACAGAGGUACGAGGGUUCAGUGACCCUCAGAAAGAGGAGUACUUCAGGAAGAGGAUGAGUGAUCAGAGCCUGGCCAAUAAAAUCAUCACACACAUGAAGUCUUCAAGAAGCCUCUACAUCAUGUGCCACAUCCCAGUCUUCUGCUGGAUCUCAGCCACUGUUCUCGAGAGAAUGUUGGGUGAAGCAGAGAGUGGAGAGAUCCCCAAGACUCUGACUCAAAUGUUCACACACUUCCUGAUCUUUCAGAUCAAACACAAGCACCAAAAGUACCAUCAGAAAUGUGAGCCUGAUCCUCAGCAGACCAGAGAGAGUAUCCUGGCACUGGGAAAACUGGCUUUCCAACAGCUGGAGAAGGGAAACCUGAUCUUUUAUGAGGAAGACCUGAGAGAGUGUGGCAUUGAUGUGAGAGAAGUGUCUGUGUACUCAGGAGUGUGUACCCAAAUAUUCAGAGAGGAGUUUGGGCUUCACCUGGGGAAGGUGUUCAGCUUUGUACAUCUGAGUGUUCAGGAGUUUCUGGCUGCUUUAUACACAUUUUUGUCCUUCAUCAUCAGAAAUGUAACAGAACAACAAACCACUGAUCUGUCUGAUCUUUUCACCAAGUCAACCAUGUCUGAUUUCCUCAGGAGUGCAGUGGACAAGGCCUUACAGAGUGAGAAUGGACAUCUGGACCUGUUCCUCCGCUUCCUUCUGGGUCUCUCAUUAGAGUCCAAUCAAACUCUCUUACGAGACCUACUGCCCCAGACAGGAAGCACCUCUCACAGCAAACAGGAAACAGUCGAGUACAUUAAGGAGAAGAUCAGGGAGACUCCAUCUCCAGAGAAAUCCAUCAAUCUGUUCCACUGUCUGAAUGAACUGAAUGAUCAUUCUCUAGUGCAGGAAGUACAACGUUACCUGAACAGUGGAGAUUCCAGUUGUCUCAGUGGAGUCAGACUCUCUCCUGCUCAGUGGUCAGCUCUGGUGUUUGUGUUACUGAACUCAGAACAGGAGCUGGAUGAGUUUAAUUUGAGUAAAUAUGACCCAUCAGAGGAAUGUCUUCUGAAGCUGCUGCCAGUGGUCAAAGCCUCCAGAAAAGCUGUUCUGUGUGGGUGUAAUCUGACAGAGGAAAGCUGUAGAGUUCUGCCCUCAGUUCUCAGCUCAAACUCCUCCAGUCUGAGAGAACUGAACCUGAGUUACAAUAACCUGCAGGAUUCAGGAGUGAAGCUGCUCUCUGCUGGACUGGAGAAUCCACACUGUACACUGGAGACACUGAGUCUUGUUCAGUACAUGCAAGCACAAUCAUGGGGAAGACUGCUGACUUGACAGUUGUCUAAAAGACUAUCAUCGACACCCUCCACAAGGAGGGUAAGCCACAGGAGGUCAUUGCUGAAAAGCCUGGCUGGAAAAGGUGCACAAGCGACAGUGAUGACCGCAGCCUUGAGAGGAUCGUCAAGAAAAGUCAAUUCAAGAACUUGGGAGAGCUUCACAAGGAGUGGACUGAGGCUGGUGUCAGUGCAUCAAGAGCCACUAUACCCAGAUGUCUUCAGGAAAGGAGCUACAACUGUCACAUUCCUAAUAUCAAGCCAUUCCUGAACCAAAGACAACAUCAGAAGUGUCUUACCUUGGCUAAGGAGAGAAAGAACUGGACUGUUGCUCAGUAGUCCAAAGUCAGUCCUCUUUUCAGAUGAAAAUAAAUUUUGUAUUUUGUUUAGAAAUCAAGGUCCUUGAGUCUGGAGCAAGAGUGAAGAGGCACAGAAUCCAAGGUGUUCAAAGUCCAGUGUGAAGUUUCCACAGUCUGUGAUGAUUUGGGGUGCCAUGUCAUUUGCUGGUGUUGGUCUCCUGUGUUUUAUCAAGUCCAAAGUCAAUGCAGCCAUCUACCAGGAGAUUGUAGAGCACUUCAUGCUUCCAUCUGCUGACAAGCUUUAUGGAGAUGCUAAUUUCCUUUUCUAGCAGGACUUAGCACCUGCCCACAGUGCCAAAACUACUACCAAAUAGUUUGCUGACCAUGAUAUUACUGUACUUGAUUGGCCAGCCAAUCCUAGACAGAAUCUAUGGGGUAUUGUCAAGAGGAAGUUGAGAAACACCUGACUCAAAAAUACAGAUGAGCUGAAGGCCACUAUCAAAGCAACCUAGACUUCAAUAACAUCUCAGCAGUGCCACAGGCUGAUCACCUCCAUGC
Neoarius graeffei (lesser salmon catfish) is the source of this 3353-nucleotide messenger RNA. Its product is annotated as NACHT, LRR and PYD domains-containing protein 3-like. Gene Ontology annotation, molecular function: protein binding. The coding region runs from base 89 to 2497 and encodes 802 amino acids. The record is from RefSeq and is a predicted model, not a curated record. The transcript has 8 exons. NCBI's taxonomy places the organism in Eukaryota, Metazoa, Chordata, Actinopteri, Siluriformes, Ariidae.